Striga asiatica is the source of this 408-nucleotide messenger RNA. The record is from the annotation of a GenBank genome assembly. NCBI's taxonomy places the organism in Eukaryota, Viridiplantae, Streptophyta, Magnoliopsida, Lamiales, Orobanchaceae.
AUGCCGGCCUGGGCCGGGAAGGACAGUUUCCCGCGGCCGAGGCCGAGCAGACCGGCGGACCCGGAAAACAAGCCCUUGUUGUCGUUACCACAGCCCAAGGGGAGUCGCGGCAAUUUGGUGGCUCCGAAGGUCAGUGUCUCGGUGGAAAACGUGCCCGAGGUGGUGGAUUGGUCUCCGUACGUGACCUCGUACAGGCACUGGUUGCGGGGGACGACAAUUGAUUCGGAUUCGGAAUCAUCAGAGAAUUGUUUGGGAAUGUCCCAGGAGAGGGUUUCUAAAUCUUGGGUUACUUGGGGGAGUGAGGUGGGGAAGAAGGUCUGGUGUUGUUGGAGGGGCUCUGAUGAGACGGAGAUGAUAAUGGGGAUGAGGAGGAAGAGGAAAACAAUCUGUUUUGCUUCCAUUUUGUGA